UGUCAUGACUGACGUAUGUUAAAAAUCCUACAGGUGCAGCACCUGCAGAAAGUCCUGGUGAAGAAAAGAGACCCUGUUAGCCAUGUGUGCUUUAUUGAUGAGAUUAUCAAGCAGGAUGGUCAGCCAGAUAUUCUCUACACCUUCUGGACAGAUGUAACCCGUACACUCAGUGAGGACUUUCAUCGAGCAACUGAAGCCUCCUCUUUCCUCAAGCAAGCUUUUGAAGGAGAGUACCCGAAACUUCUGCGACUGUACAAUGAGUUGUGGCGCCGUCUGCAACAGUACAGCACAAACCUGCUAGGGGCUCUGACGAGCAGCGGAGGGUUGGACAUGCCUCUGGACAUCACUACUGCAGAAGUCGAGAGCCAGGACCUGUUCACACAUGGAAAACAUGACUACAAUCCAGAAAAAGCCCUGAAGGACUCUCUGCAGCCGUAUGAGGCAGCAUACCUCUCCAAGUCCCUGUCCCGUCUGUUUGAUCCCAUCAACCUGGUGUUCCCCAUAGGGGGGCGCAACCCACCCUCCAAUGAUGAGCUGGAAAGCAUCAUAAAAACCAUCAGCAGUGAGCUGAAUGUGGCAUCAGUGGAUCCAAACCUCUCUCUUGCUGUGGCCAAGAAUGCUGCAAAAACCAUCCAACUCUUCUGUGUAAAGUCUGAGCAACUGCUCUGUACUCAAGGAGAUGCCAGUCAGGUGAUUGGACCAUUGACAGAGGGGCAAAGAAGGAAUGUUACUGUGGUCAACACUCUGUACCGCCUACAACAGGCUGUUGCUAAGAUUAUUUCUGCUUUGGGAGCAUGUCCACCAGCUGCGGUAGAUGCCCUCUUGUCUUCUAUGGAGGGAGUUCAGGCCCUGAUGAGCAGCGCAGUGCAGCCUCUGCUACAGUCUGUGAGCGACUCUAUUGAGGCCAUCAUCAUCACACUUCACCAAGAAGACUUCUCAGGGCCUCUGUCCAGCCCUGAUAAGCCAGACGUUCCAUGCUCCCUGUACAUGAAGGAGCUGCAGGGUUUCAUCUCCAGAGUAAUGGCUGACUACUUCAAACAUUUCCAGUGUGUGGACUUCGUCUAUGACAACACAGAGUCCAUCGCCCAGAGAGCCAUUGAGCUGUUCCUUCGCCAUGCGAGCCUCCUGCGCCCACUGGGGGAAGGAGGCAAAAUGAGGCUGGCUGCUGACUUUGCACAGAUGGAGAUGGCUGUAGCCCCUCUGUGCAGGAGAGUGUCUGAUUUGGGGAAGCCAUACAGGAUGUUGCGCUCUUUCAGACCUCUGCUGUUUCAGGCCAGUGAACUGAUCGCCAGCAGUCCUGCAGUAGGUGACCUGAUCCCCUACAGCACCGUGCUUCACUUUCUCUUCACCAGAGCCCCAUCUGAGCUCAGAUCACCUCAUCAGAGAGCAGAGUGGUCCAUUGCACGUUAUUCCCAGUGGCUGGAUGAUCACCCCUCUGAGAGAGACAGACUCGCCCUCAUCAGGGGGGCCCUGGAGGCCUAUGUGCAGUUGGUGAGAGCUCGGCAGGGAAAAGAGUUUGCUUCCAUCUAUCCCAUAAUGCUGCAGCUGUUACAGAGGGCCACCAGUGCUGCUCAGGGGCCCAAAGCCUGAAGGAGCCAGCAGUGGUGCUGCUGUCAGAAUCAGAAUUUCUUAAUGUUACUACAUGUCAUAAAUUUGCUGGAUCACGUGCAGGAACAGGCACUGAUGUUUCCAUGUACAACACUAUGAGUUAACUUUAAGAAUAAAGGAACUAAUGUUUC
This is a messenger RNA of Poecilia latipinna (sailfin molly), 1739 nucleotides long. RefSeq names its product conserved oligomeric Golgi complex subunit 5-like. The record is from RefSeq and is a predicted model, not a curated record. Gene Ontology annotation, cellular component: COG complex. The coding region runs from base 16 to 1590 and encodes 524 amino acids. Lineage: Eukaryota; Metazoa; Chordata; Actinopteri; Cyprinodontiformes; Poeciliidae. The transcript is spliced from 13 exons. Gene Ontology annotation, biological process: intra-Golgi vesicle-mediated transport.